AUGGCCCGGCGCCCCCCUUCGCUGCUGCGCCUCCUCCUCCUCCUCCUCUUCCUCCUCUUCCUCCCUCCGCUGCUGCAGAGCCGGGGCUGCUCGCCUUGUUUCUGGUUCGCCACGCCGGACACGGUGCAGUGCCGCUUCGUGGUGCUGCAAGAGCCGCCGGCGGAGCUGCCGUCCGCGGUGCGCAACUUGACCGUGGUGGGCGCCAACCUGACCGUGCUGAGCCGGGCGGCCUUUGCGGGCGGCUGGGAGCCUCGGGGUUGGGCUCGACGACCCUUGCUCCACUUAACGUUGCUGGCGUUGCUCCGGAGCGGCAUCGAAACGCUGGAAGAAGCGGCUUUCGCCGGGCUGCCGUCCUUGGCCGCGCUGGAUUUAAGCCACAACCCGCUGCGCCGCGUCUCGCCCGGCGCUUUCCUCUUCUGCGCCCGCUUGCACCGGCUCGGCCUCAACGGGGCGCUGACGGACGGACGGACGGCCGAAGAAGUGCUGGGCUCGGCUCUGGCCAACCUCAGCCUUGCGCGGCUGGAGCUGGCCGGCAACGGGCUGCGCGCCCUGCCCGCCGGCUGGGCGCUGCCGGCUUCUUUGCAAGAGCUGGACGCGCGCAACAACUCGCUCCGGGCGCCGCGGCCCGACGGGCUGGCCGCGCCUCUGCUGCGCUUGCAGCUGGCGGGCAACCCCCUGACUUGCGACUGCCCCGCUCUGCGACCGCUGCUGCUCUGGCUGGGCAACGCCACGUGGCGGGCGCCGGAUCGGAGGGAGCUGCGCUGCGCCGACCCUCCGCAGCUGCGGGACGCGCUGGUGCUGCGCCUCCGGCCCCGCCAGCUUCAGUGCCUGGAGGAAGGGGCGGCUUGGGAGCUGCUGGAGCCCGUCGGCGGGCCGGAGCCGAAGGAGCUGGAGACCGUCUCCUACGUCUUCCUGGGCAUCGUGCUGGCAUUGAUCGGCUUGGUUUUCUUGAUGGUGCUUUACCUGAAUCGACGGGGCAUUAAACGGUGGCUGAACAACCUGCGGGAAGCCUGCCGGGAUCAGAUGGAGGGGUACCAGUAUCGCUACGAGCAGGACAGCGACCCCAGGCGGGCCAGCCCGGGGGGCCUCUGA
Messenger RNA from Notechis scutatus (mainland tiger snake), 1092 nucleotides. Lineage: Eukaryota; Metazoa; Chordata; Lepidosauria; Squamata; Elapidae. The record is from RefSeq and is a predicted model, not a curated record.